Molecule: messenger RNA, 3094 nt
Organism: Myripristis murdjan (pinecone soldierfish)
Lineage: Eukaryota; Metazoa; Chordata; Actinopteri; Holocentriformes; Holocentridae
Gene: casd1
Product: CAS1 domain sialic acid O acetyltransferase 1
Exons: 18
Coding region: 138-2708 (856 amino acids)
Cellular component (GO): Golgi membrane
Molecular function (GO): N-acetylneuraminate 9-O-acetyltransferase activity
Source: RefSeq, a predicted model, not a curated record
UCUGUGUUUGUCCUGACAGAUGAUUUGUUAUCAUUGCUGUAACACCGGUUUGACUGUAGGAGAAUAAUAGUCUGAUGAGCACAAAACGCAGUGUGACAUUCGACAUCUCUCAUUGUGUCUCUAACUCUUCGUGAGUCAUGGAGAGGGACGCGGUGACAGUGAGAGAGGCUGGCGUAGGCGACGCGCCGGGAGCGCCGCCGAGCCCCAGCACCGCGGCGGCGGAGAGCGGAGGCGUGGGCGCGCGCUUUGGGUGCACAGCUCCAGACCACUCCGCUGCAUCCUGUCCAUCUGCUUGUUGUCAUGGAGGAGCAAAGAUGGCGGUCCUGGCCUAUAGCCUAGGCAAACGAGAAAUAAAUCAGCAUUUCACUAUUAAAAAUGCCAAACUGAUAUCUCUCGCUGCUGUCAUAAUACUCCUCGUGUUCCACACAGCGCUGCGGUAUUAUGGGGGCGGAGACACAUGUGAAUGGCUGCUGUCCAGCGGACGCUACUUGGGGGAGAACGUAUGGCAGCCUUAUGGCUGCAUGAUGCACAAAUACAAAAGCAUUGAAGCCAGGACAUGCCUUGCUAAGAAGCGAGUGGCCUUCAUUGGUGACUCCAGAAUCAGGCAGCUGUUCUACUCCUUCAUCAAAAUUAUUGAUCCUGAGCGAAAAGAGGAUGGAAACAAGCAUGAGGACAUUCCCUUUGAAGAUUCAAAGUCUGCACUUAAUGUGGACUUUCUGUGGUAUCCAGAGGCAAAUAACUCCAUGAGGGAGCGUUUGGUAUCAUGGACAAAGGAGCCCUCAGCAAAACCAGAUGUAGUCAUUCUUGGAGCUGCCACUUGGUCCAUCAAGCUGCAUGGUGGCAGCACCGAGGCUCUGCAGCAGUACAAAGUCAACCUGACAGCCAUGUCUGCCCCUCUGGAGAGGCUGGCAGAGGAUGGAGAGAUCUACUGGGUCCUACAAGACCCAGUGAAUGAGGAGGUGUUGAGUGAGAACAGGAAGAUGAUCACCAACCAGCAGCUGGAGUUGUACAACGAAGCAGCAGUGGAUGUGCUCAACAGCAGCAAGCGCAACGGCAGGACCCGGGUCAAGCUGCUGGCUGCCUCCCGCCAGGCUGCCCUUGAAACAAUCACUCAAUCAGAUGAUGGCUUGCACCUACCUGAGAGCACCAGGAAUGUGGGAGCCAUGGUCCUUAUGAACUCUAUGUGUAACAACCUAUUGAGGCCCAUCGAUGGCUCCUGCUGCCAGAAGGUGCCGCCCCCGAACCUCCUCCAGAAACUGUCAGCAUUUGUCUUCCUCGGCUCUGCUUUGGCCUUCCUGGGUUUCCACAUCCUCGGCUACAACCACCACCGCCGCCCCGUGCCCCCCGACGUGGAAAGCCUCGAGGAGAAGAAGCCAGCAACAGCAGCUGCCCCGCUGGGUCCCAAGGCACCAUUCCAAGCACUUUGCAGGAUGGGCAUCAUCAUGGCCUAUUUUUACCUUUGUGAUAGAGCAGAUGUGUUCAUGAAAGAGCAGAAGUUCUACACACACUCCACCUUCUUCAUCCCACUCAUCUACAUAUUUGUCCUGGGGGUGUUCUACAGCGAGAACAGCAAGGAGACCAAGGUACUCAACCGGGAGCAGACAGAUGAGUGGAAGGGCUGGAUGCAGCUUGUCAUUCUCAUCUAUCACAUAUCUGGAGCCAGUGCUUUUAUUCCAGUCUACAUGCACGUGCGGGUGUUGGUGGCAGCGUAUCUUUUUCAGACUGGCUAUGGACACUUCUCCUUUUUUUGGCUCAAAGGAGACUUUGGACUCUACAGAGUGUGUCAGGUGCUUUUCCGUCUGAACUUCCUGGUCUUGGUGCUGUGCGUGGUGAUGGACAGACCCUACCAGUUCUAUUAUUUUGUCCCAUUGGUCACCUUUUGGUUUGUCGUCAUCUACGCCACGCUGGCCAUGUGGCCUCAGAUCCUCCAGAAGAAGGCAAACAAUAGUGGCAUGUGGCACCUUGGAGUCUUGGCCAAGUUACUGGGCUUACUGCUGUUCAUCUGCUCCUUUGCCUACUCAGAGGGCUUCUUUGAGAGUGUCUUCUCUGUGUGGCCCAUCUCUAAACUUUUUGAGCUGAACGGAAGCGUCCACGAGUGGUGGUUCAGAUGGAAGCUCGACCGAUUUGCGGUGAUCCAUGGCAUGCUGUUUGCCUUCAUCUAUCUGGUGCUUCAGAAGUGCCAGGUGCUUUCAGAGGGAAAAGGCGAGGCUCUCUUCUCCUCUAAAAUUUCGAACCUACUUCUCUUCCUUUCUGCUGUUUCGUUUGUGACGUACUCAGUAUGGGCCAGCAGCUGCAAAAAUAAAACGGAGUGCAAUGAAAUGCAUCCUUACAUCUCUGUGUUCCAGAUUUUGGCCUUCAUUCUAAUCAGGAACAUUCCUGGCUACGCCCGCUCUUUAUACAGCUCAUUCUUUGCCUGGUUUGGCAAGAUCUCCUUGGAGCUGUUCAUUUGCCAGUACCACAUCUGGCUGGCAGCAGACACCAAGGGUAUCCUGGUCCUGAUCCCAGGGAACCCUUCACUCAACAUCAUGGUCAGUACUUUCAUUUUUGUCAGCGUGGCCCAUGAGAUUUCCCUCAUCACAAAUGACCUGGCCCAGGUGGUCAUUCCCAAAGACAGCACGGCGCUGCUUAAGAGGCUGGGCGGCUUGGGGCUGCUCAGUCUGGUUUUGCUGCUGCUGGCCAGGAGCAGCCAGCCCACACCUGGCGCCUGAAGCAACCCUUCUGGCAGGGGUGGAGCAGACUAGCCAAGCCCCUGUGGAGUGUGAAGUGGAGGUGCAGGUCCAAGCCAUGAGCAGGCCUGCUCUUGUAAGGCUCCCGGCGGCCACAGGAGACGGCCUCGGAUGUGUUUCAUUACAUUACCGAGGCCCCGUGGAGGAGCAGUGUGUGAGCAGAGUCUCCGCUGUCUGACUACUGUGGUGAAAAGUCGUACACUGAAGAGGGGGAGAACUGCCCAGAAUGUGGGCCCGCUCCUUUAGGAGCAAAGUGCAAAAAAUUUAGAAAAAAAGAACAAAACCCUCUAGAUGUUUACAAAAUUUAGGUGAAAUAGAAGAGGGCGAGGGCAAUUGGACAUGUGGUGUUUUAUAUAUAUAUAUAUAUA